UUCCGUGUCCCAUUUGUGUUUUCCAACUUACGAUUUUUUACUUACCACAGCCCCUCAGCCACUGGUGCUCCUUUGUUUGGCCGGAGAGUCGCAUCCUCACCAACAUAUGCUUAACCACCAGGUCUCAGUUUCACGAGUUAAAGAAUAUAGUCUUUACAUUUUACAGUCGGCGCAGCAGAAGCCAAGAUAUCAUCUGAAAACUCAAAACCACCUUAAAAAGCCCUGGAAUAUAUCCAUGGCAAAGAAUGCAUCCUCUUCAAUUUCGCCAUCGAAUUGCACUGAGAGUGCCACUAAACAAACUGAGACCCUGAAAUCCUUGUUCGAUCCUCACAGUAUUGACCCACAUUUGCUUCAGAAAAUAGAGUAUGAUGCACUGGUUUGGAGUUCUCUUCAUGGGCUGCUUGUUGGAGACAGGGCUUCGGAGAACUCAGGAAAGAUUCCUGGUGUCGGCCUAAUUCAUGCACCAAUAUCCUUGCUGCCUACACCGUUUCCUGAAAGUCACUGGAAACAAGCUUGCGAAGUAGCUCCAAUAUUCAACGAACUGGUUGAUCGUGUGAGCUUGAAUUCAGAAUUCCUGCAGGAAUCCCUCUCGAGAACCAAAAGGGUUGAUGCUUUUACAGCUAGACUCCUAGAUAUUCAUGCCAAGAUUCUAGAUAUGAACAAGAGAGAGGAAAUACGCCUAGGACUACAUCGCUCAGACUAUAUGCUGGAUGAACAAACUAAUUCACUUCUUCAAAUAGAGCUCAAUACAAUUUCUUCUUCAUUUCCUGGACUGAGUUGCCUUGUUAGUGAGCUUCACAGGAGCUUGCUUCAUCAAUACAAACAGCACCUUGCUUUAGAUCCACUACGGAUUCCCCAAAAUAAUGCUGUUGGUUUGUUUGCUGAAACACUCUACAGAGCAUGGGCCGAAUACAAUAACCCGAGGGCUGUGGUGGUGAUUGUUGUUCAAACUGAAGAACGAAACAUAAGCAUAAGAAGGACCUUGGCAGAGAUUGAUGCACAAGGGGAGAUUUUACCCGACGGAUCACUUAUUGUGUAA
This is a messenger RNA of Striga asiatica, 1039 nucleotides long. The record is from the annotation of a GenBank genome assembly. Lineage: Eukaryota; Viridiplantae; Streptophyta; Magnoliopsida; Lamiales; Orobanchaceae.